AUGGCUGAUGUGGCCGAUGAACCAGUUGAUGACGUGGUUGAAGAAAGGGAGGACGUACCUGAAAUAUCACUCCAUGUUAUUGCAGCUUUGGGUGGGUAUGAAGUUGUGUUAGGUGCCCAUUGGUUGAGAACAUUGGGGCAUAUAUUGUGGGAUUUUGCUAACCUUGACAUGAAAUUCAAGGUGAACAGGAAAGAGGUUGCUCUCAAGAGGAUAACUACUAAACCCAAUAAAGUUAUUCAAGAUGCGAACCAGAUUAAGGUUGAUAAUGUAAGGAAUGGUCAGAAGUCCAACUCCACAUUCAGUAAGGUUGGGUGGAAUAACAUUAAAGCAGGACUAGAAGCAACUUUUCAACGUCCAUUUCAAAAAGAGCAGUUGCGUAAUAAGAUGAAUAAGCUACGAGGUGACUAUAAUAGUUUCAUGUGGUUGCUUGAAACUAUGAGAUUUGGAUGGGAUUCAAAUACCAAGACUGCUACAGCUGCAGAUUCUGUUUGGGAAAAUACCAUAAAGAGUGGACUUCCAUGGUGGCCAGAGUUGUUAGAGGUCUUCUCAGACUCAAGUGCUCGAGGAGAUAGAGGAGUAUCUCAGCAUAUUGCUGGGAAUCAAAAGUCUAUCGACAUUGAUCUUGAUUGUGAGGAUGAGAAUGAUAAACAUGAUUCUCCUAAAGAUUUAGUAGGUCUGCAUGAUAUAGAGCCUACAGAUGUUGACGAAGUGGUCAUUCGUUCUACAACAAAGCAGAAGCGUGAUAGAACUCCCACAGACCGAAGGAAGAAGAGUACAACAAAAGUCAUUACCAAAUCUGCACAUGACUUCAGCUCAUAUGUGGCCUGA
Messenger RNA from Macadamia integrifolia, 828 nucleotides. RefSeq lists its product as uncharacterized. The record is from RefSeq and is a predicted model, not a curated record. The transcript has 4 exons. NCBI's taxonomy places the organism in Eukaryota, Viridiplantae, Streptophyta, Magnoliopsida, Proteales, Proteaceae. Bases 1 to 828 code for a protein of 275 amino acids.